AUGGAAAAUGCAAUAAAUAAAGGUGAAUUACCGAAGCAAAUAAAGUAUAGAGGAGUAAGAAUAAGGCCAUGGGGAAAAUUUGCAGCCGAGAUUCGAGAUUCGACUAGGCAUGGUGCUCGAGUUUGGCUUGGCACAUUCAACACGGCUACGGAAGCAGCAAGAGCUUAUGACCGCGCUGCGUUCGAUAUGAGAGGUUCUUCGGCUAUUCUCAACUUUCCUCACGAACAUUUUCCAUGCCAUGUAGCUGAUAAUCCUUCUAAGCCAUCUUGUUUACCCUCCUCCUCGAGUUCAACCUCAUCAUCAUCAUCUUCUUCAAAAGUUAAAUCAAAAGAUGGUGAACAAGUCAUUGAGUUUGAGUAUCUAGAUGAAAAAUUGUUAGAGGAACUCUUGGAUUGUGAGAAUAACAUAAAUCAUAAUUGGUUCAACUAG
Molecule: messenger RNA, 429 nt
Organism: Vicia faba (fava bean)
Lineage: Eukaryota; Viridiplantae; Streptophyta; Magnoliopsida; Fabales; Fabaceae
Source: the annotation of a GenBank genome assembly